AUGGAAUGUGCCACACGCUUCGGAGCAAUUGAUGGCAAACAUGUGGCUAUCAGAUGCCCAAAUAACACUGGAUCAUUGUUUUACAAUUACAAAGGCUUCUUUUCGGUGGUUCUUCUGGCUUUGGUGGACGCCGAUUAUACGUUUUUGUGGACAGAUAUUAGUGGAUACGGGUCCAUGUCUGACGCUCAGAUAUACAACGAGUCCGAAUUGAAGGAGUGUUUUGAAAAUGGAACAAUCAGAUUCCCAGAUCCAGAACCAAUACCCAAUGAUGAUCAGGACAUGCCAUAUAUUAUCUUGGGUGAUGACGCUUUUGGACUACGAACCCACCUGAUGAAACCAUAUUCCCACCGGGGACUUUUGAAGCAAGAGUUGAUAACCAACUAUAGAAUUUCAAGAGGGAGACGUGUAGUAGAGAACGCUUUCGUUAUACUGGCACAGAGAUGGUAG
Messenger RNA from Dreissena polymorpha, 447 nucleotides. RefSeq names its product putative nuclease HARBI1. The transcript has a single exon. The coding region runs from base 1 to 447 and encodes 148 amino acids. Lineage: Eukaryota; Metazoa; Mollusca; Bivalvia; Myida; Dreissenidae. The record is from RefSeq and is a predicted model, not a curated record.